This is a messenger RNA of Penicillium cosmopolitanum, 1689 nucleotides long. Its product is annotated as carotenoid oxygenase family protein. Gene Ontology annotation, biological process: carotene catabolic process. The coding region runs from base 1 to 1689 and encodes 562 amino acids. NCBI's taxonomy places the organism in Eukaryota, Fungi, Ascomycota, Eurotiomycetes, Eurotiales, Aspergillaceae. The record is from RefSeq and is a predicted model, not a curated record. The transcript is spliced from 2 exons. Gene Ontology annotation, molecular function: carotenoid dioxygenase activity.
AUGCCUACUUUGACCGGGGAGGCAAAUACUGCUGUGGCGAGUAGCUCCAAAGAUGUCGAGAAGCACUGGAAUAAUUGGCCAAACGAAAAGGGUUUUGACCCCGAAUAUGAACAACCUACCCCAGUAGAACUUCAAGUCACAGGCCAGAUUCCUGCAUAUGCCGCCGGAACCCUGUACCGUACAGGUCCGGGUAAAAGCCAGGUUCAAACGGAUGAAGGCCAUCUCUUGCAGGUUUCGCAUUGGUUUGAUGGCUUCAGUCAAACCCACCGAUUCCAAAUUAUCGCGCCCGAUGAUUCCGAAUCCUCACUUCGGGUCCUUUAUAACUCUCGAUUUUCGACAGAUCAGCUUCUUGAAUACGUUCGGAAGACAGGGUCCAGGGAUUCACGCCAUUCAUUUGGCCAAAAACGAGAUCCAUGUAAGGCUUUGUAUGGCAAAGUCCAAAGUGAAUUCGUUCCUGUCGAAGGCCCGUCGAUGUCAAAUGUUGGCGUUACCCUCUCGGUCAAUAUGCCAGGUCUCGAUACUCAGGGUGAAGAAUCUCUCGAUCGCUGGUCCGGUUCCAAGGGAAUUCGAAACUUAUACGCGAAGACCGAUUACAACGAGUUCAAGAAGCUAGACCCAGAAACACUGGAACCAAUUGGUCGAGCUUCCCAGAAGGACUUUCAUCCUGAGUUGACUGGGCCAGUAGUAGCAUCACAUCCGCGCUCUGAUCCAACGACGGGGGAUGUGUUCAAUUUCAACCUUGACAUCGGGGCGUCUUCUACAUACCGCAUUUUCCAAGUUUCAGCAAGCACGGGGAAGACCACCAUCCUCGCGACGUUUCCAGGAGUUCCAGCAUACAUCCAUUCCCUUCUCAUCACUGAAGACUUUGUGCUUCUUUGCGUUUGGAAUUCUCAUGUCAAUCCCCUAAAGGCCGGCAAUGGAGUCUUCAAGGAUGCCAUCAUGCCUACCGACCCUACAAAGCCCGCUACAUGGUAUGUGAUUGAUCGUAAGCAUGGCCAAGGCCUAGUCGCAACAUAUGAGAGCCCUGCUUUCUUCUGUUUCCACACGAUCAAUGCCUGGCAAGAGCCUUCUCCGGAGGAUCCAUCCAAAAUAGAUAUCGUUGCGGAACUUGUCAGAAUGGACUCUUCUGCGGUAAUCGAUCUCCUCAGCUACGAAUUCAUCAAGUCUUCGCUCUCGACAGCCAAGGAACAUAUCGCGAACAGAGGCGAUAAUAUGCGCUCCACAGUCACGCGUUUCCGUCUUCCAACCCUUCCAUCAACGCCAACGCCCGAGCCUCAGAAAGCUAGCAUUGAAUGGUCCGCAUGCAUGAGGCUCUCCCCCGAGUUGCCGACAAUGAACCCUAGCUUCGGCACUAAGAAACAUCGAUAUGUUUACGCUACCACUUCUCGUGGAGAGGCUACUCUUACUGAUGGGCUCAUGAAGUUCGACUGUGAUAAUCAAGAAUCUUGGUUGUGGGCGCGCCAUGGCCAUUCCCCUGGAGAACCGAUCUUUGUCGCUAAUCCAAAAGGCACAAAAGAAGAUGACGGCGUACUUCUAAGCGUGGUGCUUGAUGGUAUGCGAGGCACGAGCUAUCUGCUUUGCCUCGAUGCUCAAAAUUUGAACGAGCUGGGCCGGGCGCAUGUAAAUGGGGGCGAUUGGAUUUGGAUUUCAUGGACAACAUGUUCCCAGUGUUGGUCUACCUACUGGUGA